AAGCAAGUGUUCAUUUUUCUGACUUCUUUUGUUUACUCUUGCUACUUAACCUUUGACGUGGUAAGUUAGGGGUCAUUGUCAUAUACAUCUACACGUGUUUCUAGGCCGUUUGGACGAGGAUGACUCAUAAUAAAUGAACUCCCAUCCAAACUAGUUGUUUUCGCUCUACAUAGUUAAUUGUUACAAGGCCCGGGUGUGCUAGCCGCUCUAGUGUCUGGUAUAUAGUGGACUUGGGCGCGUCCACGUUACAGGAAGGGGUGGAACAGCAGCUGUCAUGGCAUUGGUUGAACGACAGAGAUCCAGAUGUUCGACACCGGUGUGUGGUAUGAACAGCGUUUCACCAACAGGGAGCACACUGUGAGAUUGUUAUCGGUUGAAAAAGUGUUUUAAUUCUGUGUCAGACAAAGAUUUGACAGUAUACUAAAGACAAAAAGAUGAACCAAUGAUAAAUGCACCUGUUAAUAUAUACACAUCACAAGAAAUCCCUGAUCAAAGCAAAAUUACUUCCAUGACAUCUUCAGAGGAAGAGCCCGUCUCCAAACCGAUCACACUGGAUGCAUCGACGCUCAAGAAGGGGUUGCUAUGGCAACAGAGAGACAAGUUCUUCAGUCGGUGGAAAGAACGUUAUUUUGUACUCACUCGCGAUUAUCUAGCGUGCUUUAAAAAAGGAGCGAAGGUUGGAAUGUCAGAAAUGGGCAGCUUUUUGUACAAGAUUAAUUUAGUGGACAUAGAAGGACUACAGUGGGCUGACAAGAAGCGCGAAGGUGUGAUUGCCGUGCGCCUUGGUCAAGAAGGUCAGUUGCUGCUUUGGUCACCAACAACACUCGAUGAUUGGAUGUUUGCUCUACAGGAAGCUAUUGGCUCUAGCAAGGGACGGCGGGAAGUUCUCAGAAAAUCUCAGAGUUUGACGCCUCAGAUAACUGAUAGAAAGCUUACUCGCAGCCAGUUGUUGAUACUGAAACAUAAUCUUUACGAUGGUGUGACGUCACCCUCUCUGCUUUACCGAAAUCGAAUCUCAGAACAUCGAGAAAAUGGGAAUAUGCGGCCAACUUCAGAAAGGCAGUCAACACCACAUCUUGCAAGAAGACCGCAAAGGAUUUCGGUGACGACUGACAUCGAAUUACCUGAUGAUCUCAAUACUAGUCUUUCUUUUGAUUCCGGAGUCAGCACCCCCUGCCGAGCAGUUUUCUCACCUAGGCUUGCUCCACAGUGUUCUUCAGGCUCCUAUACAUCUUUAGUAUCUUACGUGAGAAAUCCAGCAGUUCGAUGUCACUUGGAGAAACCUUCGCCUCGUUCCUUGCAGGUUUCACCAGCACUUUCUCAGCGUUCAUUAUAUGCUCAACAUAUACUUUCAAUAACGACUGCAGAUACAACAAUGAAAAAUGGUGGAUCUGCUGCUGCUACCUCUGAAUUUUCAUACAUACGCUCUGAUGUACCAGUUUCUAGUCUUUCUACCAGAGGGAGCCUCGGUCAACUGUGCCAAACUUCAACAAAUAGUGAGAUAAAUAAUCAUGAAAGUUCGUUGUCAUGCUCAAAAAAUGUCCUUGCUCAGCUCGAAAGACUUCAUAUUUUAAGCCCACCAGGUGAAAACUGCCGACCUUCUAGCAUUUACGGACUCCCUUCCUUAACAUCAGAAAAAUCUGUGUUUUCAACCACGCCACCAGAUGUCGUGCCAGUUAUUCUUGACGGCCACCCUGGAUUGAAACAGCCUUAUAAGCGCUCAGCGCGCCAGUAUCAUCACACUAAAUCAGAUUCAUCAUUUCUUCUUAAUAAGCUGAGCUUCGGCUCUAAAGACUUAGGAAAUGAAACGUUGGAAUUGAUAUAGUUCUGUUAUAUCGACUGUGAUAAAAGAAGUGAUUUUGUGUUCCUAUCCUACCUUAGCAGUUUUCACAUGUUCUGUUUAAUAUUUUGUAAGGUAACCAUAAAAAGUUAAAACACUUUUUCAAAGUAUAGAUUUACAAAAAUGUGUGAAAAUGUACUUGCAUGUGUGUUAAAAUGACGUAGAUUAUCAUUCAGAAGUCAUUUACUUGCAUUUCUUUCAAUAAUAAUGAUAAUAACAACAUUAGAGGAGAGAUUAUGAAAUACAACUUCGUUAAAUGGAAAUAGUUGUAAAUUUUAGUUAAAAUUAUUUACUUUCUAUUAUGUGGUGCCAUCUUUCGGCUAUACUUGUAAAUUGAACAGCGCGAAUUUGUAUAAUGCACACAAUAACUUUUUCUUUUCCUGAAAAGCUAUUAUACGUUUUUAUAUCUUGGCGUUUAACUAGUUAGUUCGUAUUGAAAUUUGUUGGUCGUAAAAACUCCAAUCCUAAAAUAAAACUUGACUGUGCUGUUCUAAUCUUUUGAGGGACAUGACUUGAUGUUUCUACACAUCCCACGUUAUUUAAAAAUGUUUAACAAACUUCUUGAAAUGUUGAAGUAUUAGUGAGCAGGUGAGGUAUUCUGGGUAAUCUUAGUUGUGAAAAUAGGAUACCUUUUAUACCGAACUUGAGAUAACAACUUAUUUUGUUGUUGGUUUUUAAUAUCUUUUAUUGUUGCUUUUCAAAUAACGUGAAAGAACGUGCGGUGAAAAUAAUUAAUUCAGCGUUUUCAGAAAAAAAUUAUAUUCUCACUUAAAAUUAUCACGAGAAACUCUUAAAUACCAAUUAAAAACUUAAUAUUUAUUAGUCGCGCUGGACACAUUUUUUUGUUUUCAUUUCAAUUAAAAUGUUGAAACUCUUUUGAGAAGAAAAUAUCACGAUGUUUAUUGGCUACUGGGUACUUCUAUAUACGUAAUUUUUGUUGAAUGUAUGUUUGUACGAAAAGUUCUUAAAUUACAGCUGAUUUAUUAUAUAUUUUCGAAACUCAAAUAUUAAAUUUUCGUUUACGAGUGGAAAUCGUUAUUUGUUAUCCUAGUGGCAAACACACUAAUUACAUACUUUUGCUGUGUGUGAAACUAGUUUUGUCCAAGCCAUCUGUAGUCAGAACUUUUCAUGAUAAGGUUUCUAUUAGAUUAGUAUUGUUUACGAGAAUAAAUUAAUUACUGUCUCACGUUUGGCAUAAAUCUCAAAUAGGAAUUCGUUGACAAUUUUAUAAUUCUCAAAAGCUGUUUAUAAGUGGCGCUCUCUUCAACUUACUAUACUAUAUUAAAAUAAUGAACAUUCAAUGUAAAUCUAAAAAUGUACUUCAGUUUUUCGUUAUGAAAAUUAUCGAUUUAAAUUAAUUUGUAAUCUAAACGAACAGUUUUGUCUCGUACACUAACAGAUGGCGCAAGCUGUUUAAGAGAUGUAAAUUUCAGAAACUACGCGAAUAUUUUAGUAUUUACGUGAGCAUUUUUCUAUCUAUUUCAGUAACUGCAAAGUAUUUAAGUAUGUAUAAAUAUAAUAACCAUAUCCCAAGUACAAGGCUUACUAUUGACCUUAUUAGUCUUUUGUUAACUUUUCCUGUGUCAGUGAAUAUAACACAAACUUUAAACGCUCUGAAAUAUGUUGAGCUAAUCAUAUUCUUUCCUUUUUGCAUUUGUAUGAACUUCUAUUACAGUUAAUAAUAUUGUUUAUAUGUAGUCAAAAUUGAAUUAUUUAAAUUGAAAUUUCUGAUACAAAAUUUUAUUUCGUUUGCCUAUAUAUCUAUCUGUGAAAUUUAUUGUCCCAAUGAAUGAUUUCUUAGUUUUAUUAUCAACUGUCUCUCUAUUUAAGCUGUUUUUCUUUUAAUGUAAAUAUUUCUUGGUCACACGUUAUGUUUACUUUUUGAUAAUCUUCUUUUACAGCAUACAAUGAACCUACAAUUUUCUAUUAUCCCCAUUUGUAAGAAAACAGUUUGCCCCUGAAGAAGAAAGGUCCACCUUUCGAAAGCGCUCGGGUUAUAGAGUUUUUAUUCAUUUCUAUCAAGAUUUCUUGAACUUACGUGUUUUUCUAACAUCAUCAAUGAUACAGUGAAGAAGGGUAGGGCUGGACUAAGCACUUUAGGGAUCUUCAUAAAUAAGUAAAAUACAGUUCAGUACUAUUUAUUAAUUACAAUUUAAGCGAUACGUAAACACAAGCGAUGGGUAGAUAAUGUACAAUAUACUAAUUCUUAUAUUUAUAAUAAAUAUAAAGUAAUAACAACGAAAUGUUAUAUCAAAUAUAAAUCAAUAAUAACGAAUUUCUAUAAUGAUUACAAAGUACUGACAAGGAAUUUGUUUUGCUAAACAGUUAUUUGUGAAAAAACAAUCUAAUAAAAAAUUACAAAAUGAUAGGUUUAUAUGAGUAGGGUUUGAUUUUUCGACUUUUUGUAAACGUUAAUUUCUAAUAAAAUAAGAAUUUUACAUAUUAUUGAAAAAUAUAACUUAACUACUGAUGCAGUAAUCUAAGAAGCAUGACGAAUGGCAAAUAUUUAGCGUGAUUAAUUAUCUAAUAGAAGUGAUGUUAAAAACCAACAUGUUUUGAAGACAAGCAGUAUGGGUAAAAUGCUUUGAAGGAUUUUUUUUUUCAUCCAAAAAUUACUUCCUGUAAAAUAUUGCAUAUUAUCAACUAUGUGAAGCGAGUGCUAGGAAGACGUGUUUCUUCCUUUUAAAAAAUCAUUCAUUCAAAGUACAAAACCUUAAAAAUUUUUUUAUUAUGAACAGUGAUCUACAUCAACCACACAAAAUAAAUAGGUAGUUUAUUGUCAUAUAAAAGUUUGUUUUUAAACAUUUUAGAAUGCACAAUGAAAUGAAUGUAUACACAAUAAUAAACAAUUUAUGGAAGUGAUUUGCUCAUCAUUAUAAUUUUUUAAUUGAUUAAAAUCCUGUUUUUGUUUGCAAAUGAUUGAUUCUAAAGUAUUAAACGUUUUAUUGAUAAA
Molecule: messenger RNA, 4793 nt
Organism: Limulus polyphemus (Atlantic horseshoe crab)
Lineage: Eukaryota; Metazoa; Arthropoda; Merostomata; Xiphosura; Limulidae
Exons: 5
Coding region: 443-1825 (460 amino acids)
Biological process (GO): actin cytoskeleton organization
Cellular component (GO): plasma membrane
Source: RefSeq, a predicted model, not a curated record